AUCGGACAAGAAAAUUGAAUUAAAAUGUGUCCAAUCUUUCCCCAACCUACUGUAUAAUAUAUUUACGGUUACUUUAUAUAUGGUAUACAUUUGUACAGAUCUGUAGGUUACUUUCUAUAUCAAGACUUGUAUAACAUGGCACAAAACCAGCCCGUACCAGCCGGAUAUCCUGGCGCCCCACCUGCGUAUACACCAGGGGUAGAUGAGAAGUCAGGCAUGCCACUAGGUGGGGCAGCUUACCCACAACAGCCUGGUUACCCGCAAGCGCAACCUGGGUUUGUUGGUCAGCCAGUGCCACCUGGCCAACCUGGCGCACCUAUGGGACAACCUGGCGCACCAAUGGGCCCGCCACCAGCAGGCUAUGUACCCCCGCCUCCAGGUCAAGCUUAUGGCAUGCCGACACAGACCGUUAUUAUCCAGCAGCAGUUUAGCCAAGCUCCAACAGCGUGUACAUGUCCUAAUUGUCACCAGAGUGUAGUCACACGCACCGUCGCCGAAACCAGUAUGUUAACAUGGCUGAUAGCGGGUGGUAUCAUUCUUCUCGGGGGAUGGAUCUUUUGCCUUUGCUUCAUACCGUUCUGUAUUGAUGACCUCAAAGACGUACGACACCAGUGCCCCAAUUGCAACCACACCAUUCACAUUUACAAGCGAGCUUAAUGAAGAAAGCACGGUGAUAAUGUACAUAAUUGAAUCUAAUUUCAUGAAUAUUCAAUUCCAUCGCUCCGUAGGGGCUAAAGUGAAAGUAAUAAAAUACCCGUAAAUGACUUCUAUUUUCAAUCAAUACGUCUUUAUCCCUGCCGAUACUUUUUUUCAAUAUAAUAGUAUAUUUGCAAUGCACAGAUACCUACAUCACCUGUCAUUUGAAUUUACAUGUUUUAUUGUAUAAAUGAACUUGCUUGGUAGUCUAUUCUCGUUUUCAAAUCUUUCAUGAUAUCUUGUUAUAUAGUAUAACUCAUAUCAAAUUGCUCUUCUGACAAUAUUAUAUGUGCUAAUGCCCAUUUGUGCAUGCGCCGUUUAAUGUUACUUUUCAAACCGUAUAUACAGCGAAUACACCAAAGUUGAGCUAAUUGCUUCGUAUGUGAAAAAUAAACUAAUCACAUCUACAA
This is a messenger RNA of Ciona intestinalis (vase tunicate), 1106 nucleotides long. Its product is annotated as lipopolysaccharide-induced tumor necrosis factor-alpha factor homolog. The record is from RefSeq and is a predicted model, not a curated record. Lineage: Eukaryota; Metazoa; Chordata; Ascidiacea; Phlebobranchia; Cionidae. Gene Ontology annotation, cellular component: nucleus; cytoplasmic side of late endosome membrane; cytoplasmic side of lysosomal membrane. Gene Ontology annotation, molecular function: zinc ion binding.